Spodoptera littoralis (African cotton leafworm) is the source of this 555-nucleotide messenger RNA. The record is from the annotation of a GenBank genome assembly. Lineage: Eukaryota; Metazoa; Arthropoda; Insecta; Lepidoptera; Noctuidae.
AUGGAGUUCACCAUGGAACAUAUGGAGAAGCUCGUGGAUCUGUUGAGACCACCUGAACCUGAUGUGCUGCAAGGAGAUGAUUUACCUCCGACUGAAUUUGAAAUAAGUUCAACGAGAGGUAAAGUUCCUCCUCCCGAAGAAAAGAAGGGUCCAAAAACUAUUGAAGAGUUUGAAGAACAAGAGGCUAAGGAGAUCGAAAGCUUGGGGAAAGCUGGUGUUGGUUUAGGAGAUCUAAAAACUCCUGAAUAUACCAUGAAUUAUCAGCAGUCCGUCUCCGCUGAAGAUGUGUAUCUGCAGAUUGGCCCAAAGACCCCAUCAUCAGCAAGUUGCGAGAAUCUGAUAGUUCGCAUCAAGAUGCCGGGAGAUAAGAAGGAAAACGUGGAUUUAACUGUAGACACCAACAGUGUCGCAGUGGUUUCUUCCCAGUAUUCAUUGAAACUUCCUCUGCCACAUGGCAUUGAUCCUGACCGGUCUAAGGCAAGUUGGGAGUCCGACCAGGAAACAUUGGUGCUUACCCUGAAGCUGGACCGAGAAUUUGAUUUUGUUAAUUUUUAA